AUGUCGCCGCGUUGGCACAGCCUUCCUACGCGAAAUAUAUCAGCGCCACUACUGCUGUACAGCUUCAUCUACACAUCACAGUCUUAUGAGUUCUUUCUCACAGAUCUCACGCACAUAUGGCACGAAAAUUUACAAUAUAAACACGUACUACAAAAAGCGGAAGACAUCGGGACAAGUAUUGAUCCCAGUGAAGACGCAAAUCAGUAUGACGUGUUCAUGAGAAAGAUCCAAGAUGCUCUUGAUGGCGCAAAUAAUACCGGCGUGACCAUCGCUUCAGGUCACAAGUCCGACUCGGUUGUGGUGACUACAAGUACAAAGUUACCAGCGGGAUUGAAUCCGUUGAAAUGGACUUUUACGCUGUCGAAAGAACCUCCGUCAGCAGUCACGCGACACUUGCUUCUUCCGUUAUUGAAGAGCGAAAGAAACCACGAACAGCGAGAGCAAUCUCUAUUGGAACAUAUCAGAGAAAAGGAUAAUAUAUUGUCUAAGAUCUUUGACAAGAUUGAUCCUUCUCAAUUGACCUCGAUGUUUCCUGGUACUGCAGGUGUCCGCCACACGAAGCCGAAAACAUCGGACUUGAUCAGACACAUCAAAGGCGCCACUAGAUUUGACGAGAAAGGAUGGCGAGGUAGUCCAGCGGGUGAAGAUAACACUGCGAACGGUCUUGCAGAAUCUGUAUAUGCACAUGGUGGUUUUACAUCCUUGGACACCGCAAGUACAAGAUAUGCUGCAUGGUGGAAAAGUCUGGACGAUGUUAAGGACGCAAAGUUGCAAUCACAAGAGAGGUCCCAAGCAGCGAUGAAGGAAAAUAUUUGCUCACCAGAUACUGGAGCAGCUGGUAAGGAGCAAGUGACCGCAGACGAGGAUUUGAGCACCGAAGAUGAAGAUGAGUUCCAGCAUCAAGAGACACCGCUACAUCUCAAGCGUAAAAAGGAUCAGGCGGACAGGAAGCCGGUCGAAGACAGCGAAUCUGAUAUCGGAGUUGGUACCACCGAGUCAGACCAGGACGCUGAGUCGGAUGAUGGACUGGACGACAUAAAAGCGCCCAUCCAGAAGCCCCCAAAGAAGGCGAUGGGUCGCAUCGGAGGACCGAAAGCUGUUCCUCUUGGACGUCCACGAAAAGAGUCCGUUGCGGACGAGACGGACUCUGAUAGUGAACCUAAGCCACGCCAGCGCACUGCGGCAACUCGAGAGGAGCUUGAGUUGGAUGAUGGCACCGAGUCAGACUCUGAACCUGAACGAAUGCCAACACCAAGCCCGGUCAAGGCCAAGAAAGAAACCCCUACCGAAACUGCCCCUAAGAAGAAAGGAGUUUUAGGUAAAAUAGGCGGCAAAAAGCCGGAACCCAAGAAGGUACCUUCUUCGGAGCCGGCUGACACCAACGAUAUUGGACAACCUACUUCUGAUGAAGAUGAUCUAAAUCAACGACAGGCUCCUUCCAAGCCUCAGCCAACGCUGAAAAGGGGCAAGAAACUAGGUCUCAUCGGCGGCGGGAAAAAGAAACCGCAAGCCGCAGCACCCAAGCCUGAACCUGAUGAGACAGACGAAGAUCUAGAUACGGGACCUAUUACAUCCACACAAAAGCAGAAAGUACCAUCUACAUCACCACCACCACCUCCGGCCGUAUCAAGCUCACCGUCGCCUAUACGACACCGUGUCUCGAAGGCUGAGCCAGAACCGGAGUUAUCCGCGGAACAGAAAGCAAAUAAGAAGCGAGAGGAGUUGAAGAGGCAGUUAGAUGCGAAGAGUAAAGCUCCGACGAAGAAGAAGAGGAAAUUUUGA
Messenger RNA from Talaromyces marneffei, 1782 nucleotides. RefSeq lists its product as uncharacterized. Gene Ontology annotation, cellular component: nucleus; DNA ligase IV complex. The coding region runs from base 1 to 1782 and encodes 593 amino acids. NCBI's taxonomy places the organism in Eukaryota, Fungi, Ascomycota, Eurotiomycetes, Eurotiales, Trichocomaceae. The transcript has 2 exons. Gene Ontology annotation, molecular function: DNA end binding. The record is from RefSeq and is a predicted model, not a curated record. Gene Ontology annotation, biological process: double-strand break repair via nonhomologous end joining.